AUGACUCGCAAUGGCGAUCCGAUCCUCCCCGUGGAGUUGUGGGCGAACAUUAUGCGGCACUGCCCGUCCGAGACGUUGAGAAUGCUUGCGCUCGUCUCCCACGGCUGCCACAGAGAGGCGCGCAAACACCUUUACCGCUCGCUCUACUUCGGCCACGGCAGCAGACAUGAUGAUGAAACAAAAUACUCUGGGACACGCAUCCGCAACCUGUCAGCCUUCCGACGCUCUCUUUCCGCCUGGCCGGGCUGGCGGUCCGCCGUCGAAGACGCGCGCCUGUGCUGGACCAACAACGGCACCGCCUACUGCUGGAAGGAGCCCGAACGCGCAGAGACCGGCGACGAGACGCGACUGAACGAGCUCGUGAGGGAGACGGCAGCCCUGCUGGCGGGAUCGGCCGUCCUCCGAAACCUGCAUCUCUCCAUCCCGCGCCUGGACUCGACCGUCCCCUUUGGCGUACCGGACCGCCUGACGUCCUUGGACAUUCCCGUCACCGAUUGCCUGCACAACGACCCGGACUUUUCGGCGUUGCUGAGGCUGUUCCAGAUCCCCUCUCUGAGACGGGUGCGGCUGCUCCAAAUGCUUCGCCUGACGUGUGAUGUGCCCGACCGCUGCCGCCAGCCCGGCACGUCCAAUGUGACGAGCUUGAGCUUCAGCCAGUGCGGGCCCGUGAGCCCGGAGAUCGCACACCUUCUGAGCUGGCCCAAGCAGCUGCAGGUGCUCUGCUUUGAAAUGGACCUGGCAGACGGGUUGAAUAGUUACGCCUACGACUCGGGGGCGAUGAGCUCCACCAAGACACGAGAAGCUCUGUGGCCCGUCGAGCACUCCCUUCAAGACUUGAACAUCGACAUCGCUGAUCAGGGCGGUUGCUGGGUGGGGCAGGCGCUCCAGGAAGAUGCGUUCCAGACCUUUGCGAAGCUGCGCCGGCUGAGCAUCCCAUUGCGCAUGUUGACGGACUUUGUCCGUCUCGACGGCCUGCACGAUCCUGCUGAUCCGCCGCUCUGCACGCGUCUGCCUCCCACCAUCCAGCAACUCACCCUCAAGCUUGACUUCGACUUCUGCUGGGGCGACUAUGGCACGCUGCGGCCGAGCUCCGAAGCGAAGCGGGUGGUUGCAUACGUCGCCGCGCUCGCCGAGCACAGCCGGAUCUGCUGUCCGGAACUGAGCGAGAUACGCAUCUCCACUGGCCUCUGGAUGGACAAGCUGCCGGCGCGGCUCGAAUGCACUCGAGGCUUGAUUAAAGUACUCGCGCAAAGCGGGAUCGCCCUGUCUUUCAGUUAG
Molecule: messenger RNA, 1278 nt
Organism: Diplodia corticola
Lineage: Eukaryota; Fungi; Ascomycota; Dothideomycetes; Botryosphaeriales; Botryosphaeriaceae
Product: f-box domain-containing protein
Exons: 1
Coding region: 1-1278 (425 amino acids)
Source: RefSeq, a predicted model, not a curated record